AUGCAAUUUGUCUUCACCCCAAGUAGUGACAUUCGAUCAGUUUGCAUUCUCAUAUGUGACUGGCUACUAGUAGUUGUUGAGUACUUGAAUAGAGACAAAUAUACUGAGCUUUAUACGCAAGUCUGUAAUUUAAUUGGCCAAGAAGAAGAUAUAGAUUUAACAUCAGUAUAUAAUCUAAUUUCAGAUAAUAUAGAUUAUGUAUUUGAGAUACUUGAUGAGUUUAAAGAGAAGAAGGAGAUUAUAAUAAAAGAAGACAAGAAGCGAAGUUUCAAUGAACUCUACAAGGAAUCUGAAGAGUUCUUUAUUUUUCUGUUAUCUUUACUGAUUAAUCCUAAAUUUGAUAUAAACCAACUAGAGGACUGUAAAUCUAAGUUUCUGGGUAAGAUUAUAAAUAAUAAUAAUAUUCCUAUGUUAAGUAUCAAUGUAUUACAAAUGUAUUAUGAUGUACUUGGACCUAAUUACGAAAUUUUGAAUUUAAUACUAGAAUAUUCUAUUAAAAAUAAAAAUACAGAAAAGGUCAUUACCUCACUAGAGAAUAUUGAUAAACACAUUUCAACAUGGAAUUUAGAUAAGGAUAAAUUAAGAUCUUUGUAUAGCCAACUUUAUGAGGUUAUUAGUAUUAAUGAAUACUCAAAAUUUUGUGAACAAUCUCCAAAUUCUAUUUAUUUAUCUUAUACAGCUUACAAAUAUUUAAGAACUUAUUGUGAAACAUUUUCAGAAAAGGAAGAAAUUGAAUCUAGAAUAAAGGAUGAAGAUUUUGUAUCUAAGACAAUAAAAUUUUUGAUAUCAAGUAUCCUAUUACCAGACAUCUUAUUCUUUGAUUCAGUACUAGAAUUACCAAGUGUUAUAUAUAUUAAAGAUAAUUUUAUUCAAUAUUCUGUUUUAAUUCAGCUAUGUGAGAUAUGUUUAAAUGGAAAAGUUGGACAUUUUUAUCUAUUAAAGAAUUCUAAUUUAGAAUAUAAGAAGUUAAUUUCAGAGUAUCCUGUUUUAGAAGAAUAUGAAUCAAAUAUAAUAGAUAAACUUCAAUUAUUAACAAUAUCAUCACUAGCCCAACUUAACUCUUGCAUCAGUCUGGAAGAACUCCAAAGUGAAUUUAAUUUAUCUUCGUUUGAUACACAAGAUGUAGUUGUCAAAGCUAUUAGUGUAGGUCUUAUUGAUGGUAGUAUUGAUGAAAAUGAUGGAGGUGUCAAUAUUAACUCAAUUACUAAGAGACAAUUUGGCAAAGCUGAGUGGCAGAAUCUUGAGAAAAAACUGAACAAAUGGAUAGAUUAUCUUAAUGAAUUAACAAAUAUAUUGUCUAGUUCUAAUCAAAAUGAAUAG
Molecule: messenger RNA, 1320 nt
Organism: Cryptosporidium muris RN66
Lineage: Eukaryota; Apicomplexa; Conoidasida; Eucoccidiorida; Cryptosporidiidae
Product: PCI domain-containing protein
Exons: 1
Coding region: 1-1320 (439 amino acids)
Biological process (GO): cytoplasmic translational initiation
Cellular component (GO): eukaryotic translation initiation factor 3 complex
Source: RefSeq, a predicted model, not a curated record